GGGAAGUAAAUAACCUAGUUACACGUCACCUGACUGUAUACAUGUAUAAGACCUGCACCUAAAAGAUUAAAGGUAAACUCUAAUAACGAUGAAGAAAUAUGGAGUCGCUUCGUAUGAGCAUUUUGACCCUGAUGAUAGCAGUGAAUCUUGGUUUAUGCGUCGUGAUGACUGACUUCUAUGACAACUCAUGUCCAGAGAGAUGUACGUGCUUAGUUGAAAAGAACAAGUUGUUUCAAAUACGGUGUCGGGAAGGAUUUAGCACAAACGAGCUGGAAAGAUUAUUUUAUAAUCUGAAAGACAAUAUUACUCAACUUAGGUUCACUAGUAGUCAAUUGAGAGAAAUUCCGAAAUCAGUGUGUAUAUUAAGGAAGUUAGUCGUUCUUGAUUUAUCACAAAACCACAUCAGUGAUAUAAAAAAUACGUCGAUUGGUUGCCUCAGCACUCUCUCGGUGUUAAACUUAACAAAUAAUAGAAUCAAAAAGCUGGUGAAUAAUACAUUUAGUGGACUUACAACAUUGAAAGAACUUUACAUAGGGCACAAUAGUAUACAGAGAAUUGAUGUAUUUGCAUUCAACAAGGAUCUUGAAAGCCUCUCGCUUAUUGACCUGAAUCAUAAUAAACUUGAAGAGUUCGACCCUUGGGUAUUUAGGUUGCCCAAUGCUAGAGAUCCGAAUCGAUGUAUUACGCUCAACGUCUCUUAUAACGACUUGCAAAGGUUCACGAACAAAAUCAACUGGAGCAUAGCUGAAGAACGGUCGCCAUGGGGAGAUUGUGUAAAAAUCGAUUUUCAGUUUAAUAGUUUUGGACGCAUCCAAACAUUUCAGGACAUGGUGAAAAUGUAUCACUUUACUAGUGUGCUUGAAUUAAUGAAAUUAAUAGAUAUGCGCUUUUACUUUGGAAACAAGUUUUACUGUGAUUGUGAUAUGUUUGAAGUCGUACAUUAUUUGAAAAAUGUUGUACAUGGAAUUCAAAUCGACGUAUCAAUAAACUGUUUUUACCCCAAAGCCCUACGUGGAGUCGACAUAUUUCACGCUGAAGAGGACAAAUUCCAGUGUGAGGUCAAAACGGAUUGUCCCGCGAAUUGUCAUUGUAUCAGACGUCCCGCUAAUGAUACAAUUGUUGUUAAAUGUGACCGACUCAGUGAACUUCCAGACAAUGUUCCUAGCGGACAUCAUAUUGAACUUCGAUUGGCAAACAACGCGAUCCAAUCCCCGACCUCAUCUAAAGCGUAUCUGCGGAAUGUCACAGUUUUUGAUGUCACUAAUAACAACAUGAUUUCCAUUGAUGGAACUUUGAUUCAAAUACUGACACAAACACCACAAACAUCAAUUCUGCUUGAAUCAAACAAUCUGACGUAUUUACCAAAGAAAGAAUGGCAACGUUUGAAUGUAACAAAUCUAGAAGAAUUGACACUCAGUAAAAAUCUAUUAAGAUGCGAUUGCCAUAGCCUUUGGCUGAAAUAUUGGUUGCAAAAGAAUGGACGGAUUGUUCCAGAUGCCAAUGCUAUCCAAUGUCACAACCAGUAUCUAUUGGGGAGGUCAUUGAAAGAUGUGGCCGAUUCCGAUUUCGUUUGUGUAAACUGGAUAUUUGUCUUCAUUCAGAUUGGCGUCGUGAAUUUGUUAGUGCUCAUCGGAUUUGUUGGUGUCGUUUUUGUGAUAAUAGAUGAUAAGCGAAAGACCCCAAUUCAAGUUGAUUACGACUUGCGUUUACAAUUCGAUGUUUUUAUAUCAUUUUCUGAGAAGGAUAAGGACUGGGUGAAGAAAGAUUUGAUUGACCGGCUGAUGUACAAUGAGGCAGAAAAUGACGAGCAGGGGCACGAACCACGUCAUUGGUAUUACGUAGCGUUUGCAGAUAAAGACUUUGUGCACGGUUUGCAGAUCACCCAGAACAUUGCAAACUGUAUAUCGGAUAGUCGAGUCACCCUUUUGGUCCUUAGCAAGAACUUUCUACAGAGCAACUGGUGUAAGUACGAAUUCCGAACUGCCCACAAUAAUGCCCUCAGUCGGAAGGGGGUAAAGGUGAUCAUAAUUAAGUGUGAAGACUUGAAAGGUGUUCCCAUUGAUACGGAUCUUGCAAUGCAUCUCAAGUCUCACACAUUCUUAGAUAUACAUGAGCCAGAUUUCUAUCGUAAGCUAAAGAGGGUGUUGCCUGUGCCAUUGUACACUCGAUUACAAGAGGACGUUGAAGAUAUUAUUAUUUCUGAAACUAUGGUGAUAGAAGCGGAGAGUGAUGUUGAACAAAAUGAUGAUGAACUAGAACUGCAGGGGGCUGAACAAAAUAUUGGUGCACAAAUCAAUGAAAAUGACAAUGUGGUAGAGCAAGAAAUCGAGAGAGAAGAUUGGUUUUCACCACUUCAUGAUGAAUACAACCCUAGAAACUUGGUAUUGUUUCAAGCCCAUGGGAGUAGAAAUAAUCUUGAUUUACAUCAUUAAAUAUUCAAAAUUCAGUCAAAGUGAUAUCAUAUUUGAAAUCUACUUGUAGAAUUUCAUUCUGUAUAUACAUGUUGUAAUUUUUUAAAUUUAAACUAAUUUUCGUACUCAUCUUUAAGGUGGAAAUAAAGACACAUAAACAUCUACCAAUGUGGUUUCAAACAUUGUUUAUCAACUUUGAAAAUUUGAUUUGUGACUUCUAGAGAAGUCCCCAUGUUAUGAAAUCACAUAAUGUGAAAUAUUCUUUAAUUGGACAGAUGAUAUUUUGUUUUAUUGGAAAUAUUUCCAUUUGUUCCAUUUGGGAUUUUCUAGAGCUGCCAUGUUAACUGACCCGAAUUGGUCACCUGGUGGUGAAACUGGUAACUACCUACUCGCAUC
Molecule: messenger RNA, 2807 nt
Organism: Owenia fusiformis
Lineage: Eukaryota; Metazoa; Annelida; Polychaeta; Sabellida; Oweniidae
Source: the annotation of a GenBank genome assembly